AUGUUGACGCACAAAGCCGAGAACACCGACAACAGUGAAAACUGGCUAUGCCAUGGCAAUGUGGGAAACUACGAUAACUCAGGAAGCAACUGCGACUUCGACAAUUUGGUGGCCCACGCAUCUUCGUGGAAGAUCGAGGGCGUCUGUCGCGACAACUCGAAGUCCGGCUCGUGCGGGAGCUCCUUUGCCGCUCCGAUUCUAUACUUCCUUGCCAAGCCGUUCCCCAGAAAUUGCAGAAUCCAGGUCAGCACGACGCUGCUGAACAUCGUAAUUCUUUUCAAUGCUGUCAAGGUCGGAUGUCUCCUGACCACCGCCUUCUCUCGCAAAUUCGAGCCGCUCGCAUCGGUACGCAAGCCCAUGCGAGUAACCCGGCCUUACGGCGAGCAGCGAAGCACAUUCUGGCUACAGCUAUCGUACCGCUAUAUCGUGCCCAUCAUGGUCAUCAUGGCGUUUAUGCACUGCGCUGCUGCCCAUGCUGGCCAGGACGAGGUCGACGUCGCGGCUCGUCACUUACAGUAUGGUUUCAUCUCGGAGGAUGGUACUGGUGGCAGAGAUCGCCGGCGAGUGGGCUUUUCUUCGCGGCCUGUGGAGAAACUUGUCGCUGGCGAGACGUACGCGUGA
Messenger RNA from Colletotrichum chrysophilum, 621 nucleotides. RefSeq lists its product as uncharacterized. The transcript has 2 exons. The record is from RefSeq and is a predicted model, not a curated record. NCBI's taxonomy places the organism in Eukaryota, Fungi, Ascomycota, Sordariomycetes, Glomerellales, Glomerellaceae. The coding region runs from base 1 to 621 and encodes 206 amino acids.